AACUGCAUGUUUGGGCGGGAAAACAAAAGAGACGCCAUUUUUGUUGGAUAGGCGCACAGACGGUAUCAACAACGAUAAUAUUAUGUGGGAUUACACGUUAUGUUCAUGUGACCACCCUCCAGAUCCUUCAGUCUGAUUGACGUAUUCGAUAUUUGUUUGUAAUAUGCUGUUAUAAAUUAUUGAUGUUAAAGUUUAUUUGAAGUUGAAACAGAAACCGCAAGAUGUUUUAUGCACACUUUGUGUUGAGUAAAAAAGGGCCAUUGGCCCGUAUAUGGCUGGCGGCCCAUUGGGACAAAAAACUGACAAAGGCUCAUGUGUUUGAAACUAACAUUGACAGUAGUGUUGAAGCCAUCAUGCAGCCAAAGGUGAAAUUAGCUUUAAGGACAUCUGGACAUUUGUUGCUGGGUGUUGUGAGAAUAUAUUCUCGGAAAGCAAAAUAUUUGUUAGCAGACUGUAAUGAAGCUUUCGUCAAGAUCAAAAUGGCAUUUCGCCCAGGAGUUGUCGACCUUCCAGAGGAAAACAGAGAGGCAGCGAUAACAGCCAUUACCCUUCAAGAAAAUUUCCAUGAUUUUGACACAACACUUGCAGACUUAAAUGACUUAGAUGUGCAAGCGCAAUUCUCUGUAAACCAGAGUCGGCCAGAAGAGAUCACAAUGCGAGAAGAUCUUGCCAGCAUCGCCUUUGUAGGAGAUGAUGGUUUUGGUGUUAUGGAAGGUUUUGGUGGGGAAAUGGAUGAGGAUGAGAUAUGUUUGAUAAUUUUUGGAAGCAAAGGCUGUGUUAACUGUGACCUUACAUGGGACGAAAUUUUCAACGUAGAUUUUUGCGUAACAAAAGUGCCAAAACAAAUGCAUAAACAGCCGUCUAAAUGUGCUUCGACAACAACAACUCAUUCCGUAACAUUUCAUCAAGACUCUACAUGUACCUGUGAUAUUACCUCUAGUCCUAGUAAAAAUAAGUGCUCUUGCUCGUGGAAUUACCUCACCAAGAAAAACCAUGUGGAAAGUACUCCUACCUUAGUUCCUAAACCCAGAAUAGUGAAAUUGGAUUCUGGCAUUGGUAUGGAUAGCGAUCCAGGCCACAGUGAUUUCUCCGAUGGUGAGUCGGAUUAUGACGUCGACUGUGCCUGCGAAAGUGAAUCCAAUGUGGAGAAUUCGCCAGGCUUGUCCAAGUCUUCACAGUCUCAACACAAACGUCUCAGGAUGUCUGCCUCAUCACAGGGUGACGUGGACGUUGGUGGGUUUGAUGAGAGAGAAAUCCUUCGUGAUGCCACAAAUCUAGAAGACUCCUUGUACAAACAGCCGGACAUCUCCAAUCAUCAACCAGUGGAAGAAAAGGAAAAAACCUUGAAUGAAAAUGCCACGGAAAAGCCAAUUGAUAUGGAUGUGGACCUGGAAGCACCAGUGACGGAUGAUGGAUUCGGGGGUGCAGUCGACGGAGGAUUCAUGGAUGCAGAUGAUGACGAUGACGACGAUAAUGAUGAUGGUGGUUUUGGAGGGGGUGUUGAUCAGGAAUUCUUUGGUGAUGACUUCAUGAACUCGGGUGGUCUGUUUGAGGAUGCGCCGAUGGCUGAUGUCACUAUGCCAGCACCAGUAGAAGUUGAGGGUCCUGUCCCAGAGAAAGCACCGGAACCAGUUGGACCAGAAAGCAUACAGCCCACAGAGGCUGAACCUGUGGCACCACAACAAACAACAGUGGUUGCUACAGAGCAAACCACCCUCAUCAAUAACGAGGAAGAAGCAUUCGCCCUGCCGCCUCUUGAUGCCACAAUUGUACAAGGUGUUUCUGAAAAGAAGGGAAAGCGGAAAAGGAAACUGAUUGUUGAUGAGCAGAAAGGCAUUCCCAGUGAAACCAUGAAGCUGCAGUUAUCGGACACAUCAGAUGUGAUAUCAACACUUGACCUUGCCCCUCCAACAAAAAAGCUCAUGCAUUGGAAAGAAACGGGUGGGGUAGAAAAGUUGUUUUCUCUUCCUGGUAGAACAAUCUCUUCAAGAGCAGCAUCCAAGCUUUUUGGAAGAAAUUUGAUCACAAGACAAGUAAAGGAAGAAGAGCAUGAAGAUGAAGAAAAGAUCGUUCUUGAAUCUCCAGAAAUUGUCAGAGAAGAGGACAAAACAGUACACAAUAAAACAAAACCACGAGUGGAGGACAUUAGUACUAUUUUGGAGGAGCCCUCAAUACUUGAAGUUUCAAACGCGUCCGCAAGAUCCCGGCGUAGUGAAAAGCCAAGAACACCAGCUCCCGUACCAGAGCCUGAGAAAUCAACAGUUGAGGAGCCUGCCAACACAACUGAUAUAUUCUCCAACACAUUUACUGAGGCUGUAGUGGACAUGCCUGCUGACCCUCUGGCCCUGAACGCACAGCUUGAUCCCUAUGACCAGGACCCUCCGUCUAUAGCCCCGUUUUCUGUCCCUCCUCCUUCAGUGCCACCUCCUUCUGUAGGACCCCCACCAUCAGAGCCACCCCCGAUUGCUCCAUCAUUCAGCAUAGAAGGUGAUUUAGAAACAGAGGCCAUGCCAGAAAAUGAAGAACAAGAAGAAUUAAGAUGGACAAAACGAACACAAAAAAUGCAACAUUCACUUGAUAUUGGUUUUCGUUAUAAGAACCCUCUUGGAUUUAAAGAGAUGUCAAGGAAUCUCAAUCGCAAGCAGGCUGCAGCUCGUUUCUAUACUCUUCUUGUGUUAAAGAAAUACCAAGCUGUGGAAGUCGACCAACCAGAGGAGUUCGGAGAUAUCUACAUCAGAAAGGGUCCUCAAUUCGGCAUCGCAUGUUGAGGGGAUUGUUUUCUGUUACAAUGUUUUCAAAGUUUAUAAACUGCAACACUCUCCAAAUCCACGUUUCUGUGCAGACACUUGCAAUGGCAAAAUGAUCAUUCACCAUUUCAUCAGGUCGAUGAAAUUACACAGAUGUUCUGUGAACAGACAGUUAUUGGAUUAUGAAUGUUGAUAUGAGGGAGAUUGUCAAAGAUCCUUAUUCUCAACAUAUUUCAUAGCUUAUGUGUUCAAUUGUCUUUACUUAUUUCUCGUUCAUAGAUAUAAAUAAUUUGAUCCACGGAUAAUGAAUGAUGUAAGUAAAAUGGAGGGGGGAUUUUAAAUCAGUGGGAAAAGGGCUUUGAUUUACGUAUUGCUGAAUUUUAUUUCAAAAGUACAUCUCAAUUUUGUUUUUAUUUAUAUUAUUAAUUUUACUUGAUGAUACUAAAUUAUCUUGAAGUUUGAUGUCUACAGUAACUGGCUUCGUAAUAACGACAGAAAACUUUCAGUUUGUGAUUGAGUCAUUGAAAGUGAAUGAAUGUGAAAUAUUCGAAGAGAUCACAACUAUAUUUGUGCAAUGUCUAUGUUAUUUGCUGUUUAAAUGUUAACCUUAGAGGUUAAGUGAAAGUAAUAUUUAGAUUAUCUUUUGGAUUUUUGAAAGUGCAGGGGGGGGGGGGGUUCUGUGGCAGUGCCAUAAAGGUUUUACUGCUACCAGUCAUCCAGAGAAAUUUUGGCUUUAUUAAAGGGUUUGGCAAUAAAUUGAAGGAAUCUUGGAAAGGAAUUCAUGAGAAGAAAUGUAUUGGCUGUAAUUGAGGUGGCAAAUGAAACUUCGUGGCAUUAUUAUGAGGCUUUACUGUACCUCUUGCCUCUCCUAUACAAUCAUUAGGCCUUUAGAAUCUGGUUUUAUUGAGACAGUUAUGUUCUCCGCCUAGCUUGUAAUUUAAGUAGAUAUAUACUGUACUGCCUUUCUUUAGAAAGGGUGUUAUUCUAUGAUUAGUGGAAAAUAUCUUUUGUGAACCUAAUUCAAAAAUUUGAAAAGUACAGGAAAGUGCAUAAUGAUACUUGAAACUUGUGUAAUAGGGCCGUGCAUUGAUCACAAGAACCAAUAAAAAAUGAGAUAGUCUGUGAAAUAUUUGAUGUUAUGGUAAAGUAUCGUCUUCCAAAGAUUUUCUGACAAGACAUUCAGAUGGAUAGCAAGGUUUUCUAGACAGUUAUGCAGAGAAGAGAAUAUUUCAUUGUUUCUAGAGUUCUUGUAACAUUUCUUUUGCAUUGUAUAUUUUAAAAUUGAUUGAAAUUUUGAAGUUGAAGAUAAUAUUUUGAGCCAAAACACAUGUUUUUCAAUCUUUAAAACAUGAAUAUUCCAUGAACAAGAAUUGGUGUCUGCAAGGAGUGUUUAAGUCAUUUAUGGUUGUUGAAUGAUUUGAAAUUAUUCAUUCAUGUGUAAUAUUGACCAAAAACUAGUAUUAUACAUAUGUGAACCAGUGCAUGGCCCCAUGAUUAGAACAACUUGAUAUAAUUUGGAAGGGAGAUAACUCUGCUGACGUAAAACAAAGAAUAUCUUGGUUAAUAUCGAAACCAAAUAUUUAUUUCAUGAGUUAGUUAAUAUCUUUUAACUGGAACGCAAUUCUACUGCUUUUUCAUAAAUAAGCACAUGGGAAUGUUGGGCAGCACUAUUUGAGGGACCCUACUUCUCGUCCAAUGGGUUUGUUUUUCGACUAGCCCAAACUCUUACACAUCACACAGGAUGUGUAAGGUAGAUGAUAUAAGGUUAUUUUACUGUGCAGGAGUACAGUGAUAUAUUAUUUUAUGAUGGAAAUUAUUUACCAGAUAAGAUUGUAAUAUUUAAUGGAAAACAAAUUUGCGAUAAUUUAAGAAAUUUUGAGCAUGUCAGCCUGUGGUUCUCAAUGUCCCUUUGUAAUUUGAAUUGUCUAUGAACAUUUAAGUAUUAUUUUCACUUAUGUCGUAUGUUCACCUGGUGGUUCUCAUUGUCCCCUGUUUGUAAUCUGAAUCGUCCUAUAAGCUGUAUAUAAACAUCAUAUCAUCAUCAGGAGUUUUGUUAUGUGGGAGUAAAAACUUGUACGUUGGUUAAAACUUUCACUGAAAGGCAGCUUUUCUUAAUUGACACUGUUAAGUACACAAAACUAUCAUUUUGCACAUGUACGCAUAGGAACAAAAUCUGAAUAUAUUAUCAUCUCAAAAAACAUUGUAACAUGUUGAUCUAUUUACUCCAGGAGGGAGUAGAGGUUUGUCUUAAAAACAGCAAAAAAUGCUGAAAGUUCCAGAUGACUUCAACAUUUUUGCCACACAAAAUUUUAUUGAACAUAAUUUUUCUAAUCUCCACAAAAUUUUCUGUUUUGACAUGGAUAAAUUUGGUCCUGUGGAGGUUUUUUAAGCCGCAUCCAAUAUUGUGUACUGUAGAUGUCGCCCUACACUUUUAUCGUCCUGUUUUAAGGUAUUGUAAAUGUUGUUGUGAUUGACUCUUGCCAUGAAAUAUCUUAAAAGACGUAUUUUAUGUGCAAAAAUCAAGAUUUUCUUUUUUUAUGAUCUUUUUUUAGAAAUAUUUUACUGGCAAUAAACAUUGCUGGAGAGAAAGUAUGUAAAAACUUACAAAGCAUGAUGUAGAAAGAAAUAAUUUCUAGCUUUAAUUCAGGGAAGGAGGGCUAGCAAAAUUUGCAACAGUUACACUUUAUAUAAUUUAAAUUAUUAACAAGAUUGUAAAAUAUUUGUUGAGAUAAAGUUUUUAGACGCCAUUAGAUUCCGCUUGGAUUUAAAAGUUUGAAAAGAUGGAAAGCAUUGUUUUGAAUGUUGUUUAAGUGGAGAGAUUGUAAGGUUGUGUACGAGUGUUAGUAGCUGUAGGUGAAAAUGAGUCUGCGUUGGAUUAUUUUUAUAUCGACUUUGUGGAAAGGAAGGCAGUGGACUUGUCUUCUUGCCAUUUUAGUUACAUGUGAAAUGAGGUUUUAUCAUGUAGAUUUGUUAUGUAUGUGAAACUGUUUAUGUAUUUCUCACAUCUUCAUCCUAUCUUUUUAGAAUCAUUCUUCAUUCUCGUAGCGUAUGUUCAAUAUGUAUUAUAAUAAAACUCAGUUGAAAUCUUAAAUAUAUAUAUAAA
Molecule: messenger RNA, 5850 nt
Organism: Mizuhopecten yessoensis (Yesso scallop)
Lineage: Eukaryota; Metazoa; Mollusca; Bivalvia; Pectinida; Pectinidae
Product: double-strand-break repair protein rad21 homolog
Exons: 13
Coding region: 222-2768 (848 amino acids)
Biological process (GO): mitotic sister chromatid cohesion; replication-born double-strand break repair via sister chromatid exchange; synaptonemal complex assembly
Cellular component (GO): synaptonemal complex; cohesin complex
Molecular function (GO): chromatin binding; protein binding
Source: RefSeq, a predicted model, not a curated record